Molecule: messenger RNA, 374 nt
Organism: Chironomus riparius
Lineage: Eukaryota; Metazoa; Arthropoda; Insecta; Diptera; Chironomidae
Source: the annotation of a GenBank genome assembly
UUCAGAUAUGACAAAAUUCAAAGACCGCAGCGAUUCAAUAAGAAUGGAGGACCGAUGCCAGUUGACGUUUAUGUUCGCUCUUAUAUCUUUUACAUCCAGAAUCUAGAUACACAUAAUUUGCAAUAUACUCUUCAAAUGAGAUUUCAAAUUCGUUAUAAUGAUCAACGGUUGGUGUUUAACAAUGUCGGUUCCGUCAGUACUGAAGUCAUUCUAGGCGAAGAAGAACUAAAACAGAGUUUAUGGAUACCGCAUGUAUUUUUUGUCAAUGAAAAAAGCUCUGGAACUCUCGGAACACAAAAGCAAGACGUCAUUACUGCCGUUCAUUCUGAUGGAACUGUCAUAAUAUUGAUAAAUAAAUAAAUAUAACUGAACUG